CUCUCCCCGGCUGCUCCGAUACACUCGAUUCGCGCACCAUGGCGGCAACGCUUGCAGCCCUGGGCCGGUCGUUCCUGGCGACCGCGCCGGACAAUCCCACCCCGUGGCAGAACUUCUCGGCUGUCAUUGGCUGGACGUACUUCGCCGCGUGGUCCAUCUCCUUUUAUCCUCAGUUGAUUGUUAACUUCCGGAGAAAGGCUGUCACCGGCCUCUCCUUCGAUUUUGUUGGCUACAACAUCCUUGGCUUCUUUUGCAUGACGAUCUACAACUUCUCUCUGGCCCUGGCCCCCGGGGUGCGCGAGGAGUAUGCCGACCGCAACAACGGCAAGGAGCCGGCCGUGGCGCCGAACGAUCUGGCCUUCGCCAUCCACGCGUUGGUCCUCACGGGCCUGGGGCUGGUUCAGAUUUUCAUUUUCAAGGGCGGACGUCAGCGCUUCUCCCGUCUGAGCAUCAUCAAUAUUGUGCUGGCCGUGGUGGCUCUUAGCCUGUAUGCCCUGCUGCUGGGCGUGUCGGAUCCCUUCCAAGAGAAGCGCCACUGGCUGGACUUCCUCUAUGCGGCCAGCUACACCAAGCUGGUCAUUUCCCUGGUCAAGUACUUCCCCCAGAUGAUCCUCAAUUAUUUGCGCAAGUCCACCGUCGGCUGGAGUAUCCGGAAUGUGUUGCUGGACCUUGUUGGUGGCGUCCUCUCAGUGUCGCAGCUAAUUAUGGACUGCUGGAUUGCCGGCGACUGGUCCGGCAUCACCGGCAACCCGAUGAAGCUGCUCCUGGGCUUGAUUUCCAUGAGCUUCGACUUCAUCUUCAUGUUCCAGCACUAUGUCCUCUACCGGUCGCGCGAGGAUCCCGACGACCUGGAGUCUGGCGACAGCGCCAGCCUCCUGCGGACCCCCGACAGCCCGGACAUCGGGCAUGACGUGGACCCGGCCGACGUCCGGUCACCCGGGCCCUAUGGCGAUGUGUCUCCCGGAAGCAGCGCCUACUCCAGUGCCUAUGUCACGGGACAGGCAUCGCCCCGGUCGGUGGCCGGCCUGUCGGCAUCCCAAAGCCCGGACCUCCUGCUGAAGGGCCAAUUGGCCCCGGGAGCCGGGGGCAAGCAGGCCGCCACGCCCCGGGCGAGCCCCAGCAUUCAGGGCUACGACGGUGGGCCACUGUCGCCAGCACCCUCGGCGGCAUCUGCAGGCACCGACCCGCUGGCCAGUUACGGCUCGGUGACGCGCCUGAGCGCAGCCGGCGGGCCCCCCGACAGCAGUGGGCUAUUGGCCGGCGGCAUGGGCUACGACUCCAGCCCGCUGGCCGAGGAUCUGGAGGGAGACAGCUCGCCGGAGUCGAUCGGACAAUCGCUCAAGCGCUGGGUUGUCUGGCUGACCGAACAGUCCUACCCGGAGGUGAAACCUUGACCGGCGCCCAUGGGGGGGGGGGGGGCUGGUGU
Molecule: messenger RNA, 1426 nt
Organism: Fonticula alba
Lineage: Eukaryota; Rotosphaerida; Fonticulaceae
Exons: 6
Coding region: 39-1394 (451 amino acids)
Biological process (GO): L-cystine transport
Cellular component (GO): vacuolar membrane; fungal-type vacuole
Molecular function (GO): L-cystine transmembrane transporter activity
Source: RefSeq, a predicted model, not a curated record